Ilex paraguariensis (yerba mate) is the source of this 336-nucleotide messenger RNA. NCBI's taxonomy places the organism in Eukaryota, Viridiplantae, Streptophyta, Magnoliopsida, Aquifoliales, Aquifoliaceae. The record is from the annotation of a GenBank genome assembly.
AUGAGGUUGGAUCAAUUUGAGGUGAAUCCAAUGUCUUCUUUCAGAGAAGAGAUUAACAAAACCACCUUUGGAGCUUUCAUUGAAAUAGACCCUCAUCGUGAGAAUAUUUCAUUGAGAACCUUGAUAGACCAUUCUAUUGUUGAAAGUUUUGGUGAUGAAGGAAGGGCGUGCAUCACUGCAAGAGUUUAUCCAGAGUUGGCUAUUGGUGAAGAAGCCCACCUUUAUGCAUUUAACUAUGGCUCUCAAAGUGUGACUAUCACAAGUCUCAGCGCUUGGAGCAUGAAGGCAGCUCAAAUCGCUCCGAUUCAAAAAAGAAGACGACCUCCAGUGACUUGA